GUGACCCCGGGCGGGCUAAGGACCUGCUGCUUCCCAAACGCCAGAGGGAUGCGGGCGGCAGAGCGCGAGAGGCGGCGGCCGGGCUGCGGGGCGCUGUGACGGUCCCUCCACCCAGCCUAGUCGCGCGCCUCUCCUCUGCCCGCUGGCCGCCUCCUCUCUGCCCCCUUGGUUCCCGUCUCCUGCUCCUCCUUUGCCCCAGCCCCGUUCCUUAUGGCAGCAGCUCCCCGCAUCCGGGGCGCAGCUUCUCAGCGGACUAUCCUUUCGCUCCCGGGGCUGAGCCGGGUCACUGGAUGUUGCUGAAAACUCCCGAGAUCAUGCGCUGCUUUGGCCGCAGCCUCCCCGCCGGCUGUCCCUGCCGCCGCUGCCCCCGCCGCCUCCUCUGCUGCCGUGGUCCCCGGGAUGCUCAGUAGCCCGCUGCGUGGCCCCCGCGAUCCCGUGUUCUUCGGAAGCCGCUGGUUGCUGCAGAGUUGCGCGAAGUAGUCAUGGUGCUGUGGGAGUCCCCGCGGCAGUGCGGCAGCUGGACACUUUGCGAGGGCUUCUGCUGGCUGCUGCUGCUGCCCGUGACGCUGCUUAUCAUAGCCCGCCCGGUGAAACUCGCUGCUUUCCCUACCUCCUUAAGUGACUGCCAAACGCCCACCGGCUGGAACUGCUCCGGUUAUGAUGACAGAGAAAAUGAUCUCUUCCUGUGUGACACCAACACGUGUAAAUUUGACGGGGAAUGUUUAAGGAUUGGAGACACGGUGACUUGCGUCUGUCAGUUCAAGUGCAACAAUGACUAUGUGCCUGUGUGUGGCUCCAAUGGAGAGAGCUACCAGAAUGAAUGCUACCUGAGGCAGGCUGCCUGCAAGCAGCAGAGUGAGAUCCUUGUGGUCUCAGAAGGAUCCUGUGCCACAGAUGCAGGAUCAGGAUCCGGAGAUGGAGUCCACGAAGGCUCUGGAGAAAGCAGUCAGAAGGAGACCUCCACGUGUGACAUUUGCCAGUUCGGGGCAGAGUGUGAUGAAGAUGCUGAGGAUGUCUGGUGUGUAUGCAACAUUGACUGUUCUCAAACCAACUUCAACCCCCUCUGUGCUUCUGAUGGGAAAUCUUAUGAUAAUGCAUGUCAAAUCAAAGAAGCGUCAUGUCAGAAACAGGAGAAAAUUGAAGUCAUGUCUCUGGGUCGAUGUCAAGAUAAUACAACUACAACCACUAAAUCUGAAGAUGGGCAUUAUGCAAGAACAGAUUAUGCAGAGAACGCUAACAAACUAGAAGAAAGUGCCAGAGAACACCACAUACCUUGCCCAGAACACUACAGUGGCUUCUGCAUGCACGGGAAGUGUGAACACUCCAUCAGUAUGCAGGAGCCAUCCUGCAGAUGUGAUGCUGGCUACACUGGUCAACACUGUGAGAAAAAGGACUACAGUGUUCUCUAUGUUGUUCCUGGCCCGGUCCGGUUUCAGUACGUCUUGAUUGCAGCUGUGAUUGGAACAAUUCAGAUUGCUGUCAUAUGUGUGGUGGUCCUCUGCAUCACAAGGAAAUGCCCCAGAAGCAACAGAAUUCACAGACAGAAGCAAAACACAGGGCACUACAGUUCAGACAACACAACAAGAGCAUCCACAAGGUUAAUCUAGAGGGAGCAUGUUUCCCAGUGGCCGGACAGCCGACAGCCUGGACUACACAAUACAGCAUUAGAGACAAAAGAAUAAGACGAGAUCUACACAUGUUGCCUUGCGUUUGUGGUAAUCUACACCAAUGAAAACAUGUACUACAGCUAUAUUUGAUUAUGUAUGGAUAUAUUUGAAAUAGUAUACAUUGUCUUGAUGUUUUUUCUGUAAUGUAAAUAAACUAUUUAUAUCACACAA
This is a messenger RNA of Peromyscus leucopus (white-footed mouse), 1838 nucleotides long. RefSeq names its product transmembrane protein with EGF like and two follistatin like domains 2 (gene Tmeff2). NCBI's taxonomy places the organism in Eukaryota, Metazoa, Chordata, Mammalia, Rodentia, Cricetidae. The record is from RefSeq and is a predicted model, not a curated record. The transcript is spliced from 10 exons. Gene Ontology annotation, molecular function: protein binding. Bases 483 to 1607 code for a protein of 374 amino acids.